Molecule: messenger RNA, 1452 nt
Organism: Plasmodium gallinaceum
Lineage: Eukaryota; Apicomplexa; Aconoidasida; Haemosporida; Plasmodiidae
Product: inner membrane complex protein 1e, putative
Exons: 1
Coding region: 1-1452 (483 amino acids)
Source: RefSeq, a predicted model, not a curated record
AUGUUAAAUAAAUGCUAUCAACCAUCUAAGUGCAGAAGUUAUGGUUACUGUUGUUGCGAACAAAAAGAUGAAAACAUUAUGAAAAAUGAAUUGAAUGAACAUUUUUAUUCAUUGGAUGAAAAAAAGUUUUCUCAAGGUAUUAGUCAGGAAAAUGUGGAAAAUUACUUAGAAAAUCCUCCAAAAAAUGCAAGAAUUUUGAAACCAUUGAUUCAAGAAAAAAUUGUAGAAAUCAUGAAACCGGAAAUUGAAGAAAAAAUUAUAGAAGUUCCUCAAGUACAGUAUGUAGAAAAAGUAGUAGAAGUACCUCAUGUUAUUCUACAAGAAAAACUUAUACAUAUACCUAAGCCAGUAAUUCAUGAAAGAAUAAAAAAGUGCCCUAAAACAAUUUUUCAAGAAAAAAUUGUAGAAGUUCCUCAAAUUAAAGUUGUUGAUAAAAUUGUAGAAGUACCUCAGUAUGUAUAUCAAGAAAAAAUUAUAGAAGUACCAAAAGUAAUGGUUCAAGAAAGAAUUAUACCAGUACCUAAAAAAAUUAUCAAAGAAAAAAUUGUAGAAAUACCUCAAAUUGAAUUGAAAAAUAUAAACAUUGAAAAAAUUCAAGAAAUACCAGAAUAUAUUCCAGAAGUAGUAAAAAAGGAUGUUCCUUACACACAAAUUGUAGAUAGACCAUUUCAUGUUGAGAAAGUUGUUGAAGUGCCACACGUCCAACAUAUUUAUAGGAAUAUUGUAUCCCCUCAAUAUCGACAUAUACCAAAACCAGUAGAAGUUCCAAUGGCUCAUUACAGAACCUUCCCUGUUGAAAAAUUAGUUGAUAGAAAUGUUCCUGUACCCGUAGAAUUGCAAAUUGUUCAGGAAUUUCUAUGCCCCAAAAUUGAGGCAAGGUAUAAAGAAAUACCUGUACCUGUGCAUGUGCAGCGUAUUAUUGAACAUCCUAUACCUAAAGAUGCUAUGAAUAAUCCUCAUUUGUUACCUUUAUAUUAUCAAGAAGAUAAUAUUGAUAUACCAAGAAAUAAAUCAAAUCAAAAUAACUGUUUUGUAUUUAAUUGUAAUAAAAAUAAUACAAGAACAUCAAAAAUGAACCCCUCCGUAGAAUUAUUAUUACAUAAUGAUAGAAGUACAGAUCAAUUAUAUUCUCAGGAUCCAAAUAUGAAAUGCAAUUUUUCUUCGAAUAAUAUGUACAUGAAUCAAAAUUUGAAUGAUAUGAAUAGAUAUACAUAUAAUAAUGGAGAUAUCAAUAAGUCUAUGCCCGCUAAUAUUAAUUUAAAUUAUCCUAAUGGAAACCAAAAUUUACAAAAUAUGAACUACUAUUCUUCUAGAAUGAGUAAUAAUCCAUAUGAUAAUAAUAACAUUUUUAAAAACAAUAAUUCUAUAAACUACAGCAAUAACACCGGUCUUAAUAAUACCUAUAAUACUAUUUCUCCUACUAUUCCUCCAAUUAAUAACGAACAUAAUUAA